AAAUAUAGAAAAACCCUUUUUUUAUUGCUCUAAAGUUUAUAAAACGGAGGAAUACUGCUAUAAUUACCACCGUUGUGGAUUAGAUUUCCGAAUAUUUUCGUUAUGUAACGAACGAAUGGUUAUGACAGCAAUUUAUUCUGACAUAUUGAGUUAUUGACAAUUAGCAAUUAGUGACAAUUUAGGAUGAAUAUGUAAUAAAUGGAUCUGUAUUUUCUGGCACAAAACUUAUAAAAUCAAUUGCAUUUUCAAAAGAUCGUUGGCUGAACCCACUGUUUCAUCUCUUUCAAUUAAUUAACCAUCUUAAGCAUUUAUUUUCUUUGUCCUUCGAUAUCUAAGUACUGAAGUGAAAUUAAUUGUGUUGAAAAGUUGCAAAUACUCAUUGACAAGUGAUAACAGUUUUAUUAGUCAUCAACGUAUGUUGAUUUUAAAAGUAAAAGGCUGGCAAUAGGGAUAUCGCUCAUUUAUGAAUAUGGCCAAGAAUCCCCAGGAAGUGGUUUUCGAGGGGUGGCUUACAAAAUCACCCCCAACUAAACGAAUAUGGAGAGCUAAAUGGAGACGUCGUUGGUUCUUGUUAACACAUUCUGGUGAACUCCCAGGUCAAUACAUCUUAAACUAUUACACAGAUAGAAACUGCAGAAAACUGAAAGGAGUGAUAGACUUGGAUCAUUGUGAACAGGUAGAUCUAGGCCUCAAAUUGGAUGAAAGGAAGCUGAAAUUUGAUCAUGUAUUUGAUAUAAAAACUCCAACACGUACUUACUAUUUGGCUGCAGAUACUGAAAAUGAAAUGAGGUCUUGGGUAAACUGCAUUUGUAGAGUGUGUGGAUUGAAGUCUACUAGUGAGGAAGAAGAUGGUGGUUGUCCUCCAGAGAUUGAGAUUAUUGAAAAUGAACCAGAAAUUCAAAGAUUAACAUCUUUAAAUAAUUAUAAUGCUACUCCUCCUAUUUCUCCAGUUAGUACUAGCCCCUAUAUACCAAUAUCUGAGUGUAUUACAGGAAAAUCACCUGUAUUUGAUCCUAAGGAUUUCAAAACACUUCUGGAACACAACAUAAAACAUUCUUACUUCAGAACAGAAAAGAACAGAGGUCACAACAAUGAAAGCUAUGAACUUCCUCAACAUAACUAUUUGAACUGUAUGAAUGUUAGUGAUCCAAGAUUCUACGAUUGUCCAAGGAAACUAGUGCCAUCUGCACUACCUACAAAAGUAGCCCAUGAGAAGGAUAAUUCACCACUACAGAGUCCUACAGACUCUGAUAGUGUUUUUAAUGAUGAAGAAUGGAGUCAGAAUGCAUCAGAUUUGAGUACUUCACGUAAUACGAAGCCAUCAGAUGGAUCUGCAGAUGUAGACUUAACUGCAUUGUCUAAGAAAAACAAUAAACCUGAAACCUCAGAAGUACCCAUUGGUCCGCCACCUAGACCACCUAAGCCUCCACAUAUCCUUAACCUCACACCUACCAAAACUAGUAAAGAUAUGGAAGAGGAGACUUCAAAGAGUAAAGAAUCUCAAAAGAAAGUACUGACAGACGAUAUGUACGAUUUUCCGCGAUCGCAUCAUAUUGAAAGCGAGGCCACCCUGCACAGAAAGCAUUGUUACAACAAUGCUGCACCUGUGAGUUAUGGGGAGGGUACUAUUUUUAGAUAUGACAUAUCACCCAAACCUAGUACCAGUACUGGUAUGGUGUUUCAGUACGAUUUAGAGGCAACCGAACUUGUGUUACAAGAUGAACCGGCGUCACCUGCGACCAGUGCCCAUUCGCGUACCUCGUCUACGCACGCGUAUUCAAACCUACCAAGUCCUCAACUUAUGCCUCCACCAGCCGUCAAUAGGGAGUUGAAACCGAGACGUAAGCUGAGUGAUUCUCAAUCAAGUGCUGAGCCUCCAUCACCAAGAGGAGCACCUUGCGUUCUGAGGCAGUUGAAGCCGACAACACCUCUGCAGGAAGUACAUUCGCGCAAAAACUUCGUUACGGACGAGGAGCCCCGGAAGGUUCGCGCAGCUCCCAGUCCCACACCACCCAACUUGGGACGAUCUCAGGACAGUCUUUUGUCCCAAAAUGGAAACGAGCAAAUCUACCACUACCUCGCUGGCAAAAUGCAGUACCUGGACCUCGACCUAGAGGGAUCAAACGCAGGUGGAAGCAAUGCAGGGCCAACGGUUGCAAAGACUGCACCUGUCAAGCAACAGGAGGACACUGUGUAUAAGAAAGUGGACUUCGAGAAGACUCACGCUUUCAAUGUCACGAGAAGCGAUUUGGAGAAGCUCAGGCAGGAGCCGGUCACGUCUUUCAAGAAAUGAGACUGGCAGAUAUACAGACAGUCAACAAUAUAUAAGUGCAAUCUACUCCCAUAACCAAUCGAGAUACUCAGACGUGUACCAAUAUUGAACAAACUUGGGUUUUUCACUGACCCAACAUCAAACAACUUUGAAAUCAGAAGUAAUUAUAGGUUUUAUCUAUUGAAGUUGAGGCACGAAAAAGUAUUAUAUAUUUUUUUAUAGGUUGCUUACUAAUUCUCACCUUAUAAGGCUGGAAUGCUUGCGUUUCUCUAACUUCAGCUUAUUUAAGUUGUAGUUUAGCAAGUGUAUGAAGCGUUCUAUGAUUACUGAGUGCAAUUUUCCAUAAAUGUAUAGUUUUUUAUGAAUACUUGACCGUUUUUUAUGAAUUUUUACACCAUUUUUAUCUUUUUUGUGUUUACAUAAAUAGUAUGUAUAAAGUGGCACUUGUCCAUAUCAUAACUGGUUGUAUUUUGAAUUAGACAAAAGACAAUCAGUUGAUAGUAUUUGUGAUAUAAAAGUUCAAUAUCAUCUUAAUAUAUUUAAUGUAUAUGAAGGGUAUAAUUUGUAGCAAUAUCUAAAAAUAUGUGCAAGCUUUAUCUUCAAUAUGACAUAUAAAGGGUAUCGUAAUAGGUGCUUAGGGAUCCAAAUUUAGAGCCAUUUCUGUUUAGCAAUCGCUUGACUGGGCUUAGAAAUAUACUUGUGCAUGUGUUAUUUGGAGAUCCAGGAAAUUACAAAACAAUUAUCAAUCAUUUUAAGACGGAAGAACGUCUAGGAAUUGUGCGAAGGUUCUACGAAAAUUCAAUUUCACUUUUUCAUGAAAAACUAUCUUGGAACAGUAAAUCUUCACUGUGGGUAUUCCACCAACAAUAUAUUCUUUUGGCAACGUGUGACGAGGAAAACUUUGGAAUUGUCACAGUCACGUUUUCCUGGUGUCUACGUGAUGUCCGACGGGCUGUGAGAUCAUGCAACCUUGAAAGUAGUGAAAAAUUGAGCCACAGUCGAGACAAAAAGUUACCGAAAAUUUUAGUCGACGAAUAGUCAUCUGCAGAAACAGGAGAAUAUUAUUUAUAAAACAUAACUCCCAUAAACUAGUAAUAUAGCUAUCGUUCGUCCGUCCACAAACAGCUGUUUCUUGAUAUUUGGCAACUCUCCAGGAUGGUGUAGUGCCAUCUAUUCUAGAUUCGACCACUGCGAAAGUGAAAAGAGCAAGAUGAUUGUUGGAAGUGUAUACCAGUCCACAUUUUCACCGCUGUGGCCGCUAGAUGCCGCCGGUUCUGGUGCUGCAGUACAUACGGUCUACUGGCCAUUGAACACAGUAGUAAUAUAGCUAAUAUACAGUAGCGGAAAAAAGUUGGAGACAUUUUUAAUAAUUUUUAAAAAGUGCGCUUAGUUUUUAUUCUUUAUUAUUACGGACUAUUAUCUAUAGGUAGCUUACAGUCUUGAAGAUACAAAUGACAAUUUGUGUUUGCUGUGGUACUACAGACUAGCUUUAAAAUACCUUCAUAUUAUCUCAUGAACAAAAAUGAGACGACAGAAGUAUGGGAACAUAUUUUAUAUUACAAAAUUAAAUACAACAACGCUACAAAAGAUUUAAAAAAUACUGUUUAGCUAAUAUUGGGUAGCAUAGCCUUUAGCAUUCAACACUGCCUGACAUCUGCUGCUCAUACCACACCAAUUUUUUACAGACGUCUGUUGGAAUAUUCUGCCAAAUAUGUUUUACAUGAUCAAAUAAAUCGUUACUAUUUUUAAAAAUUUUUCUUGGCAGUUGUCUUUUAACAUGCUCCCAGAGAUGUUCUAUAGGGUUUUUGUCCGGGGAUUGCAUAGAUCAUGUAAGAACAUUAACAUUUCUUAGUCUUGACCAGUCCUUUACCAAUUUUGAGGUAUGCUUGGGGUCAUUAUCUUGCUGGAAUAUCCAUCGUAAUGGCAUUUUUUCUUCAACAGAGGGGAGCAUGUGUUCACUAAAAAUAUCUUUGUAAAGUUUUUGAUCCAUUUUCCCAACAAUUCAGCAAAUUCAAGCCGAGCAAUACGAUUUUUUUUUUAAAUGAGAGGCUUUUGCACUGGACGCCUACCAAAAAGCCUAAAAUCCACCAAGCGUCUCUGCACUGUUCUGACAGAAAGAUUCUCGGCACCCUUUUCUACGAUUAUUUUCAAAAUCUGUGUGCCUGACAUUUGAUGAUCUUCAUGGGAUAAACGUUUAAUCUAGCGAUCCAAAACAUAUAAUCGUUUUUUUUCGGUCUUCCUUAUUCACUAAUCAUUUUCGAAAUCGUCCCUUUGUUCGUUUUUAAUCUUUCAGAAAUGUAAAACAUUUCUGACAACACUUCUAAAUAAUUUAAUUAAUAUCUUACAUCUUUUGAAAAUUCUUCUACUUUUGCCAUUCUCACUGAUGUUAAUAAUAUCUACCGCACGCUAUUGCGUGUGCUGAUAUUUCAGAGUAUCACAAAACUAAUAAAUACGGCAAAACUGAAAUGUUUCCAUACUUUUGUCGUUACAAAAACUGUGGGAUUUAUAAAAACGCGUGUUUUUAUUUUCAGAGAAUUUGAAUAUUGAUAAGAUAAACCUUGUAGUAGUACGGGAACCAAAGGUAGACUUUAAUAUUUAUAUGAUCUGUUCCUUCACAAUUUUAAUUUAGGUAUAUGAAAUAGUUCAUAAUAAUGUUAAUAUUUCUUUCCAAACCUUUGUCCGCUACUGUAUACAUUGAUAUGUUUAUAUCAUUUUAUUAUUUUUCCAAAAUUGAUACAGUAGAACCCCGAUUAUCCGUGCUCCACGGGACCGAAGGUAGCACGGAUAAUUGAAAAGCACGGAUAAUCCGAACAUUUAUUUCAUAUAUACCUACCAUAAAAAGAUAACAGAAACAAAAAAUCCCAUAAGUUCAAACUAACUUUUAUAUUGUAUAAACACAAAAAAAACAGAUUUCUACAUAAAUAUUCUUUUACACUAAAUACAUACAUAAUAAAAAUAAAAAAAUCAAUAGGUAGGUUACCUUGCAUUUACCUAAAGCGAAUUGUAUUUAUUUUAAGUACAUAAUUAUGUUUUAGAAUAAAAGUUAGUCACUUUGGUCUGUGUCAAAAGUCUUCGAUUAUUUUUAAUCAUCUGACGUAUUUUGCGCAAGUUCAAAAUGUCUACAAGGUCCGAAGAUUCUUGUUGCUCCAAAUAGUCUAGUAGAACGUUGGCAGCUUCCUCAGCCUCCUGGUUAGUUACUCUUUUGAUUGAUACCGUUCCAUCAUUCUCUUUUUCUUGACUCUCAUUUUCGGAUGAAUCAGAUUGUGACGUACCGGGCUGAUUCAAAACUUGUUCGACAAUAUCAUCGUUGCUGAGGAUCUGAUAACCUGGCUCAUGUUUGUCACACUGUGCCCACCUCUCAACCUCGGUGUCAUCAAUGUCUUUAAAUUCAUCGGAGUUGCGCACUAAUGCAGCUAGUUCAGCUAUAGUAGUUUCUUCGUCUUCGGACUCCAUGAUCCUUUCAUCGUCCUCUAGCGUCAUUAUUUUAUGAAAAGCUCUUUUGAAAGUCAUUUCUUUCACUCCACUCCAUGCGUUUGCCACUGUAAAAAUUGCGUCUUUGAUCGUGAACGAUUUCCAAAACUUAAUCAGAUCAACUUCAUCCAACAAGUUCAUCAUAAGUUCUCUUCGGUAGAGCCGUUUCAUUGUCUCAAUAAUACCUUGAUCCAUUGGUUGAGCGAUUGAUGUAACAUUGGGUGGAAAAAAAAAGAACAAAGAAGUUUCCAUCAUCAGACCUUAGAGCUGCCUCAUUGGGAUGAGAACGAGCAUUAUCGAGAAGAAGAAGCGCCUUUUGUGGCAAUUUUUCUUUCUUCAGAUUAGACUUUAUUUCAGGAAUAAACUUUUUAUGGAACCAAUCUUGAAAGAUGUCACAAGUUAUCCAGGCAGCUUGCUGGUUAUAAUAAUGAACUGGGAGAUUAUCCGGUUUCAUGUUUUUAAAAGUCAGCUUUAGUUUAUGGGUGCCGGACGCAUUGGCACAACACAACACUGUUAACCGAUCUUUAAUUUUCUUAUAUCCCGGUGCACUCAUCUCAUUACUUGCAGCGAAGGUUUUUGUAGGUAUUGCUCGCCAGUAUAACCCUGUUUCGUCAGCGUUAUAAAUUUGAGAAGGUUGUAGAUUAUUUUCUUUAAUUAUGGUCUCCAGUUCAUAGCAAAAUUCCACCAUCGCUUCUCCGUCGGCACUAAGCUUUUCGCCUUGAAUGGUAAGCUCUCGAAUUCCGUGACGUUUUUUAAAUCGAUGCAGCCAACCACUGGAUGCAUUGAAAGGUUCUUGGAUUUUCAAGCGUUCGUGAAAAAUCUCCGCUUGCUUAGCGCACAUUGGACCAGAUAUUGGUACGCCCUCCGAUCUUUUCUGCAGAAACCACUUGGAAAGUGCUUCAUCGAGUUGUUGAUAAGUCGAUCCUUUCAAUGAUUUCCGUGCAGAUAUGUUCUUAAAAGAGUCAGACUGAGAUAUAAAAUUUCGUAGUUUCACUUGGUUUUUAGUGAUAUCGCGUAUUGUUUGCUUGCCAACAUCAUAGGUUCGUGAUAAUGAUGCGACACUGUCACCCUUUUCACUUUUUCUUAAAAUUUCUAGUUUCUGUUCAAUCGUUAAAACAUUUCUCUUACGUUUAACACUCGUUGCCAUUUUGAAAACAAAGUCACGUGUUAAGAAUAUAUUACAGCAGAGUAGCAACUUGUCUCGACUCUCAUCUCUAGCGCGUAACUAAACUAAAUUUCACACAUUCGGUGCAACACGCAGCGGCAAAUGAAAAUCGAAUGGGAAGAUGUUUACUUAGGUAACGAGACAGUGCUUUGUCAAAGGCAUACGUAGGGUUAUUAACCGCCGAUACUAUACGUAAUGGAUGCACGUGUUGUCUAUUCUGGUACAUAUUUAUAUAUUUAAAGCAGUCAUCAACCUCGAAGGCACCUUUUUCAUUCCAACUUUCGAUCAAUCUUUUCAUACCUUUUUUCAAUGCAGGUAAAGGACUUUUAUUGAGCAAUUUAUAAUAUUUAUUAUCACCUAGUGCGAUUUCCAUUUUCUGGAUGUACGCGUCUUUGUUAAUAAUCACCUCAAAAAUGCAAUUUGAAUAAUGGGAAAUCAUGGCACGGAUAAUCCGCGCACAGAUAAUCGAGGUUCUACUGUGAUUCUAUUUCACAAACAAUAUCCUGAAGUUUCUAUUGGACACCCUUUAAGACAAGAUAGUUGCUAACAUCUUACAGAAGAAAAAAAAGAAACUUGUCAUUUAUGUGAGUCAGAAAAAACUGCAUAAUGAGUAUUUCACUUUAAUUUGUCAGACCUUAAUGCAGUAUCCUUAAGUAAAAACAUCUUAAUUACUGAAUACAUAUUGAAGAUAAGUGCUUCACUAUUAUUUUGUAGUAGUUUUUAUAUCGAUAUUAAGGAGACUAUUAUUGUAGGGGCAUAUUCAAUCAACAUUAAUUACGUUUUCAUAACACAUAUCAGGAAGAGAAGCAAUGAUAGUUUAAAAAAAUCCAAAAAUACAUUUUUCUAUUAUCACAUGCUUGUAAUUAUUACCAUUGAGAUGGAUUAAAGGUUCUGAAAUAAAGAAAGAUGAAUCUUCAAGAAAGUAAAGUUCAUUUGGAAAUCCGGUAUUUUAAUAUUUUAUGGCAGAUUUUGUUGCUAGAAAUUUACCAUAUUUUUAUAUUGACAUGUUGCAAGCACAAUGAUUGAAAUGGAUGCCCAAAAAAUAAAGCUUUAAAUCAUACAAAGUGGCCAUCUGAUAUAUUUUUUAGAUAUGUUAUCACCAGCGGAUAUUCAAAUAGAGUUUGCCUUUCCCCAUAUUGCCCCACGGAACGCACAAAAAGUGUAGACGAUACUUUGAAAUUAUAUUGUGAAUUCAUACAUUUGAACUGAACUAAUUAAUGGUUUCAAUGUCACUACAUGGAAAAUAGUAGACCCAACUAUUUGAAUAUCGAGCGUCAAUCAUAUCGGCGGCCGAUACAUAUUUUUGCACCUAAACUCCCUUAAAAAUGUGAAUUCUAUUUGAAUAUACCCUAAGAAAGAUUUUUUAUCAAAUAAGGUAUAGUAUCUAAUUCAAAAAUUUUAAUUAUAUAUUUACAUACCGAAUAUAAAAAUAUGAAAGUGA
This is a messenger RNA of Acanthoscelides obtectus, 8349 nucleotides long. The record is from the annotation of a GenBank genome assembly. NCBI's taxonomy places the organism in Eukaryota, Metazoa, Arthropoda, Insecta, Coleoptera, Chrysomelidae.